AUGGGAGAGAUACGGGAAUAUCGUGGAUCCUCUGGGGAGCCUCAACAACAUCAUGAUGCUGUCGAGGCAGAGAAGAGUCUCUCCAGAUCAGAACACCUCAAUAAACACCUGAAGAGUCCCACAGGAGAGAAACCUUACUGCUGCUCUGACUGCGGGAAGAGAUUCAACUCUUCAGUAAAACUUAAAAUACAUCAAAGAAUUCACACAGGAGAGAAACCUUUUGGCUGUGAUCACUGUGGGAAUAGUUUUACUCAGCAAAGCAACCUGAAAUCACAUCAGAGAAUACACACAGGAGAGAAACCUUAUGGCUGUGAUCAAUGUGGAAAGAGUUUUUCUCAGCAAAACAACCUGAAAUCACACCAGAGAAUACACACUGGGGAGAAACCUUAUGGCUGUGAUCAAUGUGGGAAGAGUUUUACUUUGUCAAGCUGCCUGAUAGUGCACCAGAGAACACACACUGGAGAGAAACCUUUUAGCUGUMAUCAAUGUGMGAAGUGUUUUGUUACAUCUGGCAAUCUGAUUGUACACCAGAGAACACACACAGGAGAGAAACCUUAUAGCUGUACUCAAUGUGGGAAGAGU
Messenger RNA from Salvelinus sp. IW2-2015, 582 nucleotides. The record is from RefSeq and is a predicted model, not a curated record. NCBI's taxonomy places the organism in Eukaryota, Metazoa, Chordata, Actinopteri, Salmoniformes, Salmonidae.